This is a messenger RNA of Cololabis saira (Pacific saury), 3357 nucleotides long. It is a transcript of the gene ppp1r2, whose product is annotated as protein phosphatase 1, regulatory (inhibitor) subunit 2. Lineage: Eukaryota; Metazoa; Chordata; Actinopteri; Beloniformes; Belonidae. Gene Ontology annotation, molecular function: protein phosphatase inhibitor activity. Bases 226 to 864 code for a protein of 212 amino acids. The transcript is spliced from 6 exons. Gene Ontology annotation, biological process: regulation of signal transduction. The record is from RefSeq and is a predicted model, not a curated record.
CUGUCGCCCGACGGGUCAGUAUGACGCGGGGAGUGGGCUUGUCGAGCCGCUAGAGCAUGCAGGAUCCUGCCCUGCUUUCAGCUAUCAGAGCAGCGCUCAGGAAUGAAGGACUGCGUGUCUGAAACAGGACCUAUCUCCAGAGAAAUAACCGCAUAGAUCAGGGGGGAUCAGAUAAUUGAUAUAGUAAGAAAACAAGCCCGCUGGUUUGACUGUCAGUGCGCGGGAAUGGCAGCUCGCAGACCGAUAAAAGGCAUCCUGAAAAACAAGAACAGCACAAACGUCAGGUCGCUGUCCGACGAGGGACCAGGGGAGAUCGCUGAGCCUGCCCCGGUACUCUCGGAAGAUGACCAACAGAAGAAAUCCCAGAAAUGGGAUGAGAUGAACAUUCUGGCAACGUACCAUCCUGCGGACAAAGAUUAUGGCCUAAUGAAGAUAGAUGAACCGAGUACACCUUACAACAGGAUGGUUGGGGAUGAUGAUGAUGAGGGUGCGCUUAGUGACUCGGAUGGUCACGGUGGACUCGCACCUGAUGACCUGGCAUCAAAGUUGGUGGCAGCCGAGAGCUCAGAACCACGUUUCAUGAGAGAAGAGGAAGAUGAGGAGGAGGAGGAGGAAAGCAGCGAGGAGGAAGAGGAGCUGACUCAAGAAGAACAAGCCAAAAAGAAGCAUUUUCAGAUGAUGAGGAAGAUGCACUACAACGAGGGUCUGAACAUAAAGCUGGCCCGCCAACUCAUUGCCAGUGAGCUUGAAGAUGAUGAGGAUGAAGAGAUGAGGGAUGACACAGAGGACCAAAGGGAGGACACAGAGGAGACGGAGGAAAUCAGUGUAGACCCGCCCCAGGAUGCUGAUUCUCUGGACUCGUAGAUGAGCUCCGUUUCCCACCUUAAGCCCCGUUUGUCAGCUCAACAUCACGACAGACGUUGCCACCGAGCUCUGUGUUAACGAUGCUGAGCCAUACCGCAAAUACCACUUCGUUAUGUAUGUAACAAUCUUUAAACAGCCGAUAAUUUCCCGGUCGCCUGUGCAUCUCCAUGUGCUCCACAGAGUUAUGUAAAGCAACAUUCAACAACACCCGUUUUUCAACAUCAGGAGCCGGUACAACAUAGAGACUGUUGCUUGUCCCUCUUCCCCCAUCUGUUGCAAGAACUCCCACCUUUUUCGGACUGGCAUUGCACUGAAGAAUACAUGACUAUGACUUUAAAAGGAGGAUCAACACCUUUUUGAAAAGAAAGGGGGAAAAAAAAAAACUAACUUGAACAACAAAGACUCCCAUCUGGCUGAAUCAGCAGGUCAGCUCUGGAAGAAGCAAGGGGAAACUGUGCGGCCUCGCUAAAGGCAGAACAAAAACAUGACAACAACAUUUUUACUUGCUGUGGCUGCACCUCAGAUGUUUUUGUUUUUUUCCUUUUUGCCACCAGUGGGAUACAUUUUAUUUCCAAUAAAAGCUGUGAUAAAUGUUGACAAUAUGACCACCGGUUUCAGUUGUUGGUGUUUUCAUCCUGCAACUUGACUUCACUACAUAUUGGCAUGUUAUAGUUAUGUUCACAUUAUAUACGUAGCCCUGAAUGCUAUAUUACUAAAUGAAAUUAAUAAUUGAGGCCUUACACGCAAAAAUAUUUUACAGUGACGGGUGUACGCCGCAGCACGUGGUCCUUAAAUUGGGUAGAGGUGAAUGGACAACUGCAGGGGGAACAUUUGUGUUAAAAAGAUUUAAGGGGUUCUUUUAUUUCAAUUCAAUUUAGGUAAUUUUAUUAAAAUGUUCAACAGUUCAUUUUGAUAAAUAAAAAAUUGGGGGUGUAUAAUUGUAUAUCAGCUGUUCAGUGGGGAGAGAAACAGAAAUUUUGCAAACAGUCUUUAUCUCCAAAUUUGUAUUUAAUUUCUCUCUUAACUAGAACGCCACAGCCAAUCAUUUCCUAUUUCCAGAUGAAUAUACCUCAGAAAACCCGACUCGAGGUCUUAUCAACUCAAAUCUACUGAUAAAUUUGGCAGGAAGUGUGUUGGGCCAAAAUUUAACGUAGAAAAGAAAAAGAUUUAAGUGUGUUUUUUUUUCUUUCAUCUUAAUCCUAGUAUAUAAGAUUAUUUUGUGAAAGACGAGCACAGGCCAAUCCGGUCAGUGUUCAGAGUUUUCCUGACCAGAGUAAGGCAACUGUGUUAUGAUGUAUUUAGUUUUUAAAAGUUUGUAGGAGGUACAAUAUCGAAGUGUCGCUGCUGAGGUUUAGCGUGUGCUACUGAUUAACAGGACAAUGUCUUGUAGACAAAAUCUCCUGACUUUAUCAAGUUACAGCUUUAAGGAUCUUAUGUUAAGGAUCUUAAUAAUAAGUCGUUUGACAUCCCAUCUGAGCUUGGCGAGCCUGAAUGUGUAAGUUGUCUGGAGGAAGGUUAGAAGGAUGUCAUCACCUGGCUUCAUUACUGUUUUUAAUGCUGUCUGAUCUACUUGACUGAUUUUACAAGAACGUCACGAUAAGAAGUCAUUGAAUUCGUUGUCAUUGCUACUGAAUGUGUUAAAGGGGAUAUUAAAGUUGGAGUUAAACCACUGAAGCUAACUAGAGGGCGUUUCGAGGGGUUUGGGGUUCUGAAAGGUGUCGAGAGUCACUACGAUUUAUGGCAUGAAAAGUGUGUCUUGUGUUGUGAUCUCUUUAUUUUCAUUUUACCCUUUAAUCCUCCACUGUGUUCAGAAGUGGUGAGCUUUAUAUUGUUGAAAGACUAAAGAUCACAAUCAACAGCGGGACUUCUGCCAACACCCCUUUACAAUGUUUCUUCCCUGUAGUUGAGGAUGUGGUGGCUUUUUGUCUCCGUCAAUUGAAGGAAACUCCUAUUAACCAACAAAGACAGUGUUGUAAGUAGACAAACAUCAAAGCGGUCAACUGUGCCAGAAUUGUUUUUCAGAAAUGGAAAUGUAUAUGCAUAUACAGGCUUCUGACCAAUAUUAUGUUUUAAACAAUUAUCUGUUAAGGGACUGAAAAGGAGACUGCAGAGAAGUUGAGAUGGUUGAUUUAUCUUCUCACACAGAAUAAAAGGAGAAAAAGCUAAACAGGACUGACGUUAUCACCCUGUAGGUGGUUAUUACCUGUCGAAUGUGCCUCUAAUGUAUUUAUGUACAUGUGUGUAAAAUAACCAGGCUCCAUGAUACUUUUCAGCAGUUUUUUGCCUCUUGUCUUGAUUUUUAUUUUCAAUCAUUUCUAUCCUCUGAGUUGUUUUGUAAGUAUGACAGACUUUUAAGCAGCCCUCAAGAUUAUUUUCAAUGUCUGUCUCCGCCAUGUUUUCUUUCUUUGUAUUCCCCGUUUGCAUGUUCUUUCAUCAUAAGAUUGUGUGUAUUGUUUUGCUUUUGUCUCCUAUCAUUAAACAGAUGUUGAUAGA